AUGAGGCACAGUGCCGGUGGACUGAAAACUCCCGCCAUUUCGACAGGGAAUUAACCUCCUCUUAGCUGAUUCGGGUUACUCUCUCGCAACGCUUUGCUCACGCUGUUAUCUGACGCCGAGAAGCUUCAGCAGUGCGAGUAUGCAGGCCUGAUUUGCGAAUAUUUGGUUGGGACCGUACAACGCGCCAGACCUGCCGCUGACUGGGCUCUUACUGUGGCCGCGAGUUUCAUUUUGGUGUGGUUCGCAUCCCUUUCGCGUCCAUCCGAAGGAGCUUAAGUUCAACAACUGUUCACGGGGACACGUCUGCUAUCGUCAGUUAACGUCAGUCUGACACCACUUCCAGAAGAACGGAGGAUGGUGCCAUGAGGCCGACGGCGAGAAGCGGCGCAGUGUUAUUGUUUUGCAACGAGAUAAUCCAGCCUGCUAGCUAAGUCAGCUAGCUGCUACACGCCGAGAGCCGGGCCUGCCGGCGGUAACGUGAGACGCGCUAUCUUUCGGCUCUGACAUUUUGAGUAUUUGGAUACAUGCAAAGGACACACUAUUGUAUGUUAUUGUGCUAGUUUGUUGCUAGAAUAUCCAUUUUUGCCUUCGGCACUCGUGCCGUCUCUGGAUUUGAAAUGGCACCGCUUUUGGGCCGGAAACCGUACCCGCUGGCUAAGCCACUAGCCGAGCCACCAGGCCCGGGAGAGGAGGUCUACAUCAUUGAGCACACCAAGGAGGCCUUCAGGAACAAAGAAGAGUAUGAGGCCCGCUUGCAGAGGUAUAAUGAACGGAUCUGGACAUGUAAGAGCACUGGAAGCAACCAGCUCACACACAAAGAGGCAUGGGAGGAGGAACAAGAAGUCACCGAACUGCUUCAAGAAGAGUAUCCCACGUGGUUUGAGAAACCAGUCCUCCAGAUGGUCCACCACAACACAGUAUCUUUAGACAAACUGGUUGAGAUGGCCUGGGUGGAAAUCCUCACCAAAUAUGCUGUGGGUGAAGAGUGUGACUUCCUGGUGGGGAAGGACAAAACUUUGCGAGUGAAGGUGGUAAAGAUCCACCCCUUAGAAAGCCCAGAGGGUGAGCCGGGGGAAAAGAAACUUGAAGGCGCUUGUGACUCUCCAUCCAGCGACAAGGAGAACACAAGCCAGGAAAACCAGAAGAAGGAGCCUCCUCCCCGAGAGGAGAGCAGGAGGGAGAGUUUGAGUGAUAGAGCACGACGUUCCCCAAGGAAACUACCCACUGCCAUGAAAGAAGAGAGGAAGAAAUGGGCAAUGCCUAAAUUUCUUCCUCAUAAGUACGAUGUAAAGCUCAUCAAUGAGGACAAGGUGAUCUGUGAUGUCCCAGCAGACAGUCUUUAUAGAACAGAACGCCCUCCAACCAAGGAGAUCAUGCGCUACUUCAUCAGACACUAUGCUCUGAGGCUGGGCAUGGGAGAAAGCGCUCCCUGGGUGGUUGAAGAUGAGCUGGUGAAAAAAUUUAACCUUCCCAGCAAAUUUAACGACUUUCUUCUCGAUCCACACAAAUUUUUGGCAGAGAAUCCCUCCACGAAGCGUAAGAGCUUGUCAUCUCCAGAGGGUAAACCUAGCAAGAAGCUUAAGACUGCUGACACUCCAGGAGAGGAUUCGGGUAAUGAGAAGGGAGAGAAGAAAAAGAAGAAAGAUGCUUUAGGCAUGCCCCUUAGUCCCACUAUCUGGGGCCACAUGCAGAAAAUAAAAAUGAAUGGUUCUCCGCUCAAGGUAAAAAACUCAGGAACUCCUAAGAAAGACGGUAAAGGCUCAGCUCCCUCCACUCCGAAGCCUGGCAAAAAGUCGGGAGAGAAAAAAGAAGGAAAGAAAAAUGGAAAGACUGGUGAGAAGAAGCUCAGUGUUCUCAAAGCCUCCAAAAAGGAUGGUAAAGCUGGUGCUAAGGCGCCAAAGAUGAAGCAGAUGACUCUGCUGCAUCUGGCUAAGAGCAGCCCUGCAGGGAGCCCUAAGAAGAGAGCCCGUAGUUCUGGCAUGGGUACGCCGAAACUUGGGAAGCCACUGCACCCUAUGGCUCUCCACCUCCUUCGUUACUACAAGGAGAACAAGGGAAAAGAGGAUAAGAAGAACUCCCUCUCCUCCCUUAUCUCAAAAGCUGCCAAGACAUUGUCCCCAGAUGAUCGUGGCCGUCUGCCAGAGGAGCUGAGGGAGCUAGUACAGAAACGCUGGGAGCUUCUGGAGCAGAAGAAGCGAUGGGCAGCCAUGAGUGAAGAGGAAAGGAAAGAGGAGAUGAAGAAGAGGCGUGAAGAACUCAAAGAGAAGCUAAGAGAAAAGGCCAAGGAGAGACGAGAGAAGGAGAUGCUGGGCCGCCGUGAACAGUCGCGUAGAUAUGAGGAUCAAGAAAUUGAAGGCGGCAAACCUCUGCCGGCAUUCAAGCUUGUGGACAUGCCUGAGGGGUUGCCCAAUACAUUGUUUGGGAAUGUGGCCAUGGUCGUGGACUUCCUUCACUGCUACGCAGGAUUGCUGAUGCCAAAUGACCAGUAUCCCAUCACAGCAGUGGCUCUGAUGGAAGCACUGGCCGGGGAACGGUCUGGCUUCCUCUACCUAAACCGCGUGCUGGUAGUGCUGCUCCAGACGUUACUGCAGGAUGAGCUGGCUGAAGGUUACAGUGAGCUCGACAUGCCCUUAUCUGAAAUUCCUCUUACUAUGCACGCUGCAUCAGAGUUGGCACGGUUGUGCCUGCGACCAUGUGAUGCUCACGGUGAGGAAAGCGGCCAGGGCUCAGAAGACUCUGGGGCCAUGGGUGGCUUUGACGAUGUGGUGACCAGUGAGUUCCUGGAGAAGCUUGAAACAACCGAGGUGUUUGAGCUGAGCCCCGAGGAGAAGGUCAACCUGUUAGUGGCACUGUGCCACCGCAUCCUCAUGACAUACUCUGUGGAAGACCAUGUUGAUGCAAUGCAGCAGCGGUCAGCCGAGCUGUGGAAGGAGCGGUUGGCAAUGCUUAAAGAAGCCAAUGACCGCAAGAGAGCUGAGAAGAAGCGGCGGAAGGAGAUGGAGAGCAAAGGUGAUAAGAAAAAAGAGGCUUCUUCUAAGAAGGAGGUCAAGAAAGAAGUAAAGGUUGAGCCGGAGCCAGAGGACAUGAUCAGCUCAGUGAAGAGCCGGCGACUGAUGGCCAUGCAGGCCAAGAAGGAGAAGGAGGAGCUGGACAGACAGAAUAAAGAGCGCAUGGAGAAGGAGGCUGAAGAGGAGCGGAUGCGUAAACAGAGGGCGGCUGCAGAGAGGGCCUUUCAGGAUGGAAUAACCAAAGCAAAACAAGUGAUGCGCAGAACUCCUCUGGGUACCGACAGAAACCACAACAGGUACUGGCUUUUCUCUGACGUGGUUCCUGGUCUGUACAUCGAGAAAGGCUGGGUGCAUGAAAGCAUUGACUACAGCUUUACCCCUCCGCCAGAGGACAAACCAGCUGAGCCCGAGGCCGAGGAGGAGGAUGGCGGCGAGGCAGUCUCUGCUCCUGAUUCACAAGGUAUACUAGCUAAAAGAACUGAAAAGGAUGAUGGGAGUGUAGAUGGUGCUGUUUGUGAAGGAGCCCAGCAGGGGGCAGCACCAGAUGUUUGUAUAGAAACUACUGUUCCCAAACAGGGACAGAAUCUUUGGUUCAUAUGUGAUAAUCCAGCUGAGCUGGAGCAACUGGUGGAGGCUCUUCAUCCUCAGGGAGUCAGAGAGAGUGAACUAAAGACAAAUGUACAAAGCAGAUAUCAGGAAAUCGUCCACUCCAUCCAUUUGACCCGAAAAGCAAGACUGGGCCUCAGGACCUGUGAUGGCUACACAGAGCUGCUCAAAUAUCUGCGAAGUGACAUUCAGGAAAUAGCCUCGCGCCUCCACAAGGGAGGCCUAGGUUACCUGGAUGACAACGUGGACAUUGAAGAUAAGCUGAAAGACACGGAGAGCUUGAAAGACUUUGGUGAGUGCAUCAUCACUAUUCAGGCCUGUGUAAUCAAGAAGUUCCUGCAGGGGUUCAUGGCCCCUAAGCAGAAGAAGAAGAAGAAGCAAGGAGGAGAGGAAAGCAGCAAAGCUGAAGAGGUGGAUGAGGAGAAGAGGCUGGCAGAAGAGGCCAGGGUAGCAACAGCGGUUGAGAAGUGGAAGACCGCUAUCAGAGAUGCCCAGACCUUUUCCCGCAUGCAUGUGCUGCUGGGAAUGUUGGACGCUUGCAUAAAAUGGGACAUGUCUGCUGAGAAUGCUCGCUGCAAAGUCUGUCGCAGGAAAGUGCUCAGGGAGAACCCAUCUGUGCUGAGAUUGGAGGAGUCUAGACCCAGAUCGUGGCAGGUCAACAACUGCAGGUUCACAGCACAUCAGACUAGUAAUGUCAGGCAGGUCUACAUACUGAGCCGACCGCUCCGCAGGUCAACAGGUGAUGAUGAGAAGCUUAUCCUUUGUGAUGAGUGCAACAAGGCCUUCCACUUGUUCUGCCUUCGACCGGCCCUUUACCGGGUCCCCAAUGGAGAGUGGCUGUGCCCAGCCUGCCAGCCCACUGUGGCCAGACGUGGCUCCCGCGUGAGGAACUACAAGCAAGACUCAGACGAGGAAGACGAUGAGGAGGACUCUGAAGAGGAGGACUCUGAAGAAGAGGAAGAGGACGAAGAAGAGAAUGACUACAAAGCCAUGGGACACAGCUUGAGACCAAGGAAGAAAAAUAAGCAGUCUGCGUCGCGGCAGAAAAGCUCAAAAAGUAAAUCCAAGAAGUCGACCUCUUCUAGCAAUCAGAGCAGCAAGCAGAGAACAGGCCCCAGCAGCCCUGCAGACAUCGAUGAACUGGUGCGACAGAGCUCCCAGACAGGAGUGCGCAGGCAGGCGCUGGAGCUGGAGAGGUGUGAAGAAAUCCUCAAGAAGCUGAUGAAAUUUCGCUACAGCUGGCCUUUCAGGGAGCCUGUUUCCCCAGAGGAGGCAGAGGACUACCUGGAUAUUAUCUCUCAGCCCAUGGAUUUCCAGACGAUGCUAGGGAAGUUCAGCCAGGGCUCGUACCGCCACGCCCAGGAUUUCCUGGAAGAUGUGAAACUGGUCUUCUCCAAUGCUGAGGAGUACAACCAGCAGGGCAGCACCGUGCUCUCCUGUAUGGUCAAGACGGAGCAGACUUUCACUGAGCUGCUCCAGAAGCUGCUUCCUAGCCUCAGCUACAUCCGGCGACGUUCACGCAAGCGUGUCAGCCAAGCUCCUGCAACAUCUGAGGAGGAAGAGGAGGAGGAAGAAGAUGAUGAUGAUGAUGAUGAGGAGGAAGAAGAAGAAGAGGAGCCCAAGAAGAAGAUGACGAAUGGAAAAUCACAUACAAAGAAAACCAGAAAUGGCCAGAGACAGAAGGAUGACAGCGAAAGCGAGGAGGAGGAGGAUGACGAGGAUGAUGAUGAGGAGGAGGAUGAUGAUGAAGAAGAGGGGGGAGAGGAGGAGGAGGAGGAUGAUGAUGAUGAUUAUAAUGAUGAUGGCAGGAGGAGAAGUAAGAGGACCUCUGCCACCUCAGGCAGGAAGGAUUACAGGGAGCAGGAUAGCGACGGCGAGCGAGAAACACGGAGAACUCGUAAGCGUGGGGGCCGGGGUGACAGCGGGGCGGUGAGCAGCGACGAGGACCGCUCCAGCCAGCAACGACAUUCCAAGAGACAGAAACGCUCGUGAAAUCCAGGGUGCUGUUCUGCUGUUUUGGGGGUUUUUUUGUCUCUUUGCUUUAAAAAUUUCUGUCCCGCUCCUCUGAAGAGUGACCACGAGCUUUUCAUCUCCUCCUCCCCCCACAGCCAGCGGGACCUAAUCCUCAGAAGGACUUUUUUUUUUUUUUUUGUGUUAAUAAGUCUAUGCUCAUAUUUUGGAAAAACAAGAGAAGAAAACUGAUUUAUAUUUGUAACAUGUUUAAUAUUGGUGUUUUUUUUUGUUUGUUUUUUUUUUCCCACAACCAAGAAAAAUGAGACAUUUGUGAUAAUCGAGAAAUCCUCAUAGCUCUUCAGACUCUUCGAUUUAAAGUCGACAACCUCACACAAGUGUAAUUUGACUUAAAUAUUGCUUUUUAUCCUCUCCAAACAUGAGUGAAGUGUAAUCCGAGGUCUUGUCUUCACUCUUCGCACUUAAUCGAGACGUGACUUUACUGGUGUGCUUCAGGAUGAGUCCAACUGGCUCUUUGUCCCACCAAACAUCUGUGACGAGUCACUGACUGUAACAGGUUGUGUUGAUGUGUCUGAAACCCUCUAGAAGUUUGCUGGUUGCUGUCACUUGUAAAUUGCUCUUACUAUGAAACAUCUCUCUACCACCUUUGGUUAAUUCCAAGUUAAUAGAUAAACACAAUAGGAUUUUACUAGAUGUAGUAUAUCUAUAUAUAUAUAUAUUUUUUUUUUUUUUUUUUUUCCCCCUCCCAGCCCAGGUUUAAAUUUAUUGGGUUGAGACUGCAGAUCACGAGCCCUUUUCAGACGCAAGAUGCUGGCUUCCUUAAUCUUAGUGACAACACUCUGUCAUUAAGACACAAGUCACUUUUCAGGCUUCAGAGCCACAGGACAUAUGUAAUAUGUGCAGAACAUUUGUGGCUCACGUGGUAACCACAGACAGUUUAAAACGAUGCAUGUAGCUACCAUGAUGUCACCCACUGGUUUGCGUAAUCCCGUUAGGAAACCUCAAGAUGAACGUUUUCAUCAUCUUAGUUGUGGCGAGCAAGGGGUGGAUCUCACUGUGAAACCACAUGCUCACUGGCUAAUGGUUUGUCAAUCACAAGACAGGAGAAAGAUCUGGGUGCUAAGAAGCCAUCAGGUUGAAGGUAAGGAGCUCGUGUCUGAAAGGGGCUUUUUCUGACCCGUCACUUUAGUGGUAAAACGAAGCAGGUUUCAUCCCAGCUUUUGGUGCCAAGGUGUUAUCAGGGACGGCCUCUCUCUCUCUGCGCUUGUAGAACUGUCUGACCUUUUCCUCCUCUUUAGUGCCCUGCCACUUUAAAGGAACCGGUACCUCAAAUGAUCCGUCAGUUUGCACUCCUCCUGUGUAAAGUACACUUAAUAUGCCAGCAGCUGCAGGACCAUACUAUAUUGAAAUAAUGUGCAUAAACAUUUGUAAACCGUGUUUAAAACAGCAGAUGUGAUGUUUGUUUAAAAAAAAAAAAAAAGGGGGCAUUUUUUUUUUAAACUUUGAUAUUUUUUGCACUUUUUAUUUGGUAUUGUAAAUAAUAAAUAGUUGGUUACACCCAGGAAAUUGCAAGGUUUAAACAGGGCUCUCAGAGCAUGUCAUGAGUUUUUACUUAUCGUAUAAUCACAGCAAAAAUGAUCCGUUUGACAUUUUUUUUAACACACAGUGAGCCCAGUGGCUCAGCUACAUUGAAUUAGUAACUCAGACUUGGGUUAAAGCAGCUCUUCUAAGGAAAUCAAAGGUUUUCCAGCACAUUUCCUGGUGUAGUCACCAGGUGGCGCUCUAUACCUGCACUUUUAUUACUCUUGCCAGCAUUUUCCAAGUACUUCAGUCAGUGGUGCUAGCUGAACUGUUGUACCACCUGCCUCACUGCAGGGGCGCUUCAUAGUGCUGGUAUAUUUUAGCUCUUAGUGUGCAGAAAACCAUGUGUAGCUCUUUGGUUGCCUGCCAGCAAUGUGUAUAUAUAUUACCUGUAUACUGAUGUGGCAGUGGCUGGUUUGCCCUCUUCUGUCUGUACUGUGCUGUGCUGUUUGCCUGUGUUUUACUAGUGCUGUUAUCAUCAAGACUUUCCUGAUUUUUUUCACCCACUGAUUGUUUUGAUCCCCUGUAUUACUUUUCUUUAAAUUCAGCUUUCUUCCUGACACGAUUAUCAGCUGUUUAAAAUGUUUGUAAAAAUUGACAUUUCAACGAACGAGCAAACUGCCCUUCUCAAAAUGAGAUCUGACUGUAAAUGCUUUCUUUAUACUUGGAGCAACUGCUAAAUCCUUUUACACUUCCUUUUUUAUAUAUAUAUUUAUAGUCUCAAAAGCUGUGUUUGGGCAAGUUCUGAGGAUUCACUUGUAAAGAAUUUCCAAUAAAGGCUAUGGAUGAAGA
This is a messenger RNA of Archocentrus centrarchus (flier cichlid), 7958 nucleotides long. It is a transcript of the gene baz1b, whose product is annotated as bromodomain adjacent to zinc finger domain, 1B. Gene Ontology annotation, cellular component: WICH complex. The record is from RefSeq and is a predicted model, not a curated record. Gene Ontology annotation, biological process: chromatin remodeling; DNA damage response. The coding region runs from base 618 to 5606 and encodes 1662 amino acids. Gene Ontology annotation, molecular function: histone H2AXY142 kinase activity; histone binding. Lineage: Eukaryota; Metazoa; Chordata; Actinopteri; Cichliformes; Cichlidae. The transcript is spliced from 22 exons.